Messenger RNA from Ctenopharyngodon idella (grass carp), 1586 nucleotides. RefSeq names its product phosphotriesterase related (gene pter). The record is from RefSeq and is a predicted model, not a curated record. Gene Ontology annotation, biological process: catabolic process. Gene Ontology annotation, molecular function: zinc ion binding. The transcript is spliced from 5 exons. NCBI's taxonomy places the organism in Eukaryota, Metazoa, Chordata, Actinopteri, Cypriniformes, Xenocyprididae. The coding region runs from base 101 to 1150 and encodes 349 amino acids.
CAGUGAACAGAAAGGGGCGUGGCAUAAGUGCUUCAAAGUUUAAAAACAGGCGAUCUGCGUAAACGGUACUGCAUCUUCAAACUAGAGGAUCACCAGAAUCAUGUCUGAGCAGAGCGGCAAGGUCCAAACAGUGCUGGGUCUGAUAGAGCCUGAUCAGCUGGGCCGCACCAUGACACAUGAACACCUUACCAUGACAUUUAAGUGCAGCCAUGUUCCUCCAGCACCUGGAGAUGAGGGUCUUGCCAUAGCUCCCAUUGAAAUGAAGCAUAUUCACUGGUUGCAGCAGAAUCCAUACAGCCACCAAGAGAACCUGCUGUUGAAUCAGGAGAUUGAGGCGGUGAAGGAAGAGUUGCUGUGUUACCGUAAAGCAGGAGGAGGAUCCAUAGUGGAGAACACCACCACGGGCAUCACCCGAAACCUGCCCGUUCUGCGUCAGUUGGCGAAGGAAACGGGUGUGCAUGUCAUAGCUGGAGCGGGGUACUAUGUGGAUGUGACCCACUCUGAUGAGACACGAAAGAUGACCGUUGAGAAGCUUACUGACAUUAUUGUCAGUGAGGUUCUCCAUGGAGCAGACGGCACAGAUAUCCGCUGUGGCGUGAUUGGAGAGAUCGGUACUAGCUGGCCAAUCACAGAGAGUGAGAAAAAGGUCCUGCGAGCCACUGCCCACGCUCAAACUCAGCUCGGCUGCCCGGUUAUCAUUCACCCUGGGCGGAAUGAAGCCGCUCCUGGAGAGGCCAUCCGCAUUCUGCAAGAAGCAGGUGGAGAUAUCUCCAAAACAGUCAUGUCUCAUCUUGAUAGAACCUUGUUAGAUCGUCUAGAGCUGCUGGAGUUUGCAAAGAUGGGAAGCUACCUUGAAUAUGACCUCUUUGGCACAGAGAUUCUAAAUUACCCAUUCAACCUUGGUAUUGACAUGCCCAGCGACAGCCAGAGAGUUCAGAGCUUGGCUUUCCUGAUCAAGGAAGGUUACGAAGACAGAAUCCUCAUCGCUCAUGAUAUCCACACCAAGCACCGACUGACCAAGUAUGGUGGUCAUGGCUUCUCCCACAUCCUGAACAAUAUUGUUCCCAAAAUGUUGUCUCGAGGAAUCACUCAGAACCAGGUGGACAAAAUACUGAUAGAGAAUCCUAAACACUGGCUGACAUUUAAAUAAAUCAACUGCCUUAAAAGCCGAUUUACUUCAAGUUAACGUACCAAAAAUUGAUUUCUAACUUUUAUUGUUAAAAGGGUUAGUUCACCCGAAAAUAAAAUUAUCCCAUAUUUUUCUCACCCUCAAGCCAUCCUAGGUGCAUAUGGCUUUCUUCUUUCAGUCAAACACAAUCGUUAUAUUAAAAAAUAUUCUGGCUCUUUCAAGCUUUAUAAUGGGAGUGAAUAGUAACCGAGAUUUUGAAGCCCAAAAAAAGCACAUUCAUCCAUAAUAAAAGUAAUCCAUACGGUUCCAGGGGUUAAUAAAGGCCUUCUGAAGCGAAGUGAUGCGUUUUUGUAAAAAAAAAUAUCCAUAUUUAUAACUUUAUAGACUAUAAUCACUAGCUUCCGGUAGUAACGUAAGCUUAGGUGAAAGUAGACGCCUCUCGCAGUUCAAACAAUUA